AUGGCUACCCCUAGUGUCCUCGCUUUUGACGCUAAGGGUCGGGCCAUUGACUUUGACGUCUGGAUAGAUGACCUGCAGCUUCAACUACAGUGCGAUAGGGCAGAAGGUCUCUCCCUCUUUGACCUCACCUCUGGUGCCUCUCCUGCCCCUGCUGCUGAUGCUGACACCGCUGUUCGCUCACAGUGGGCCACACGCGAUGCUGCUGCACGUCUUGCUGUGCGUCGCCACCUGCCUACCUCUGAGCGUGCGCACUUUAGUCAGUACAAGAGUACUCAGACCUUGUACGACGCUGUAGUUGCACGCUACUCCUCCCCUGCCACUGCUGCACUGAGCCGCCUCAUGCUACCGUACCUCUUCCCUGACCUUGCUGCCUUUCCCACAGUCGCUGACCUCAUUACGCACCUCCGCACUAGUGACACUUGCUACCGCGCCGCGCUUCCUGCUGAGUUCUGCGCCAAGAACCCCCCCCCCCCCCCCCCCAUGUAUAUCACCCUCUACUACAUAGUCACCCGGCUCCCUGACUCCCUUCGCGUAGUCAGGGACCACUUCCUCGCAAUGUGCCCCACCACUCUCACCGUUGACCUCCUCGAGAAGGCCCUCCUAGCAGCGGAGAAGAGCAUAGUCGCUGUAGGAGCCUCUCGUGGUGACCCCCGCACACCCGUCUUUGAGGGGUGUUCUCCCUCCCCCCUCUUGCCCUCUGUUGCUUCUACUGCUGCGGCCGGCCUUCGGGGUGGGGGUAUUGGUCCGUGCACCUACGUCCUGCGCACUGGCGACCGUGCGGGUGAGCAGUGUGGGGGUGCGCACCCCACCCAGCGCUGCUUUGGCCGCCUGACGGACGCGUGGCGUCACCAGUUCUCUGAGGCCACAGAGAUCCCUCGCUGGGGCGAGCUGUCUAGGGCGGGGGUUGAUAUCUUUGACCUUGACUUUGAUGCUAUUCUUGUUGAUAUGUAUGCUGUGACUAUUAGUGAUGAGGGUGACUGUUACCGGUGUUUUCCGCCCGACCCGGGCAUUGAGACUGCUGCUCUAGGUGCUGGUGAGGCUGCUGCUCUUGGUGCUAGCAAGGCUGCUGCUCUAGGUGCUAGUGCGUCUGCUUCCUCAGGUACUGGUGAGUCUGCUUUCUCAGGUACUGCGUCGGCUUCGGCCUCCCUCACCUUCACCCUUGACUCUGGGGCUUCUCGCUCCUUCUUUCGUGACCGCACUACAUUCACGCCGCUUGGUCGGCCAGUUGCAGUCUCUCUGGCAGACCCCUCUGGGGGUCCUGUCCUUGCUCACUUCUCCACUGUCCUCCCGUGUCCGGGGGCUCCCUCAAGCACCCUGUCUGGUCUUUACCUCCCCUCGUUCUCUACGAAAUUGGUGAGUGGUGCUGACCUACAGGAUGGGGGAGUGCACCAGUUCACUCCUGCGAGCCAGCGGGUGACUCACUGUACUGAGGCUCCGUCGUGA
Molecule: messenger RNA, 1443 nt
Organism: Closterium sp. NIES-65
Lineage: Eukaryota; Viridiplantae; Streptophyta; Zygnematophyceae; Desmidiales; Closteriaceae
Source: the annotation of a GenBank genome assembly